This is a messenger RNA of Knipowitschia caucasica, 504 nucleotides long. Lineage: Eukaryota; Metazoa; Chordata; Actinopteri; Gobiiformes; Gobiidae. The record is from the annotation of a GenBank genome assembly.
AUGGAGAGGAGCAGAGGGAGAGGCGCAGAAGGAGAGGCGCAGAUGGAGAGGAGCAGAGGGAGAGGCGCAGAAGGAGAGGCGCAGAGGGAGAGGCGCAGAGGGAGAAGCGCAGAGGGAGAGGUGCAGAGGGAGAGGCGCAGAGGGAGAGGCGUAGAGGGAGAGGUGCAGAGGGAGAGGCGUAGAGGGAGAGGUGCAGAGGGAGAGGCGCAGAGGGAGAAGCGCAGAGGGAGAGGUGCAGAGGGAGAGGCGCAGAGGGAGAGGCGUAGAGGGAGAGGUGCAGAGGGAGAGGCGCAGAGGGAGAGGCGUAGAGGGAGAGGAGCAGAGGGAGAGGCGCAGAGGGAGAGGCGUAGAGGGAGAGGAGCAGAGGGAGAGGCGCAGAAGGAGAGGCGCAGAUGGAGAGGAGCAGAGGGAGAGGCGCAGAAGGAGAGGCGCAGAGGGAGAGGCGCAGAGGGAGAAGCGCAGAGGGAGAGGUGCAGAGGGAGAGGCGCAGAGGGAGAGGCGUAG